AUGCCCUCCUUUGGGCGUUCUAACUCCUCUUUCCAGGACAGGAGGCAGCUUCUAAUGUCUCGAAGCGGAUACCCUGAUAUUGAGAUGGGUAUCAUUGGGAGUAACAAUAUGGAUCAUGCAAAUGAAAUCAGGCUCUCUUCGGCUAUGAAUAUGUCUGUCCCUAGUUGGAAUCGAGCAGGAAAUGGUGUGUUUUCGUUAAGAGAGAUGGAAGUUGCAACAAAUUGGUUUUCUGAUCAGAACAUGAUGAGUGGUCAUGAUCAUUAUGGGUUUGUUUACAGGGGAGUUCUGUGUGAUGGUACUAGAGUUGCUGUGAAGAAAUUGCAAUACAGCAGUGGGAUGGCAGAAGAUUUCAUGGUGAAAGCAGAAGAAAUCGGAGAUAUUCAACAUAAGAAUGUGGUGGAGCUUUAUGGGUAUUGUACUGAAUCAGCUUUGAGAUUGCUUGUGUAUGAAUAUGUGGACAAUGGAAACGUACAUUGGUGGCUACAUGAAUGUGCAAGAUUAACCAGCCCCUUAACUUGGGAUAUUAGGUUAAAAAUCAUGCUUGGAACUGCAAAAGGGUAA
Messenger RNA from Impatiens glandulifera, 561 nucleotides. RefSeq names its product probable serine/threonine-protein kinase At1g01540. Lineage: Eukaryota; Viridiplantae; Streptophyta; Magnoliopsida; Ericales; Balsaminaceae. The coding region runs from base 1 to 561 and encodes 186 amino acids. The record is from RefSeq and is a predicted model, not a curated record. Gene Ontology annotation, molecular function: protein kinase activity; ATP binding. The transcript is spliced from 3 exons. Gene Ontology annotation, biological process: protein phosphorylation.